GAAAGAAAACGGAAUAUGCAAACAGAGGAGAAAAACGUGGCACCUGAAAAUGCCCGAGUCAAGUAUUUUUUUAAUCUGGCUAGCUGGCUAAAUCGUUAGCUAGCUAGAUCCAUGUAGCUAGCUAAUCCUGGGAUUUCUCUGGAAUCAUAAUGUGAAGGAAAAUGUUUGUCGGGCAGUUAAUUUUAUCAUCAACAUCUCAAGGAUGUUUAAUUACGUUUUCCUUUCCCAAAACCUGUUUGUUUUGCCAUAGCCGUUUUUUUCAACCCACAGUCACAACGGAGUGUUUAGUAUUAGAUAUCGUUUGCUGUUUGGAGCGCCAUUUUGAAUUCUGGAUCAUCAAAACAACAGAUUUCCUCACAAGCUUGCGGUUUUCUGAAAUUCUGCAGCGAAGUAUCGGUUUUUUCGUACUGCAAACCAUUGCAUCGAAGAAUCAUUCAACCAAUUUGUAAAAUUUCGAUUUGGUCACACAAGCCAAGAAGUGCUCCUUGAAACCGGUUAAUGAAUGAACGCCUUUGUUCAAGGGUUCAUUAUUCGCCUCAAGCUUCUUUGUAGGGGCACGAUAUUUACCUGUAAUUAUUUAGUUGAUUAUUAAUGGACUUUAGAAACCCAAGACCAAGAGGUGAACGACGACCGACCGUUUCGCGAAAAAAAUCUGUACAAACAAAAUGGCGUAGCCUCAAAAUGGACGUUCAAAUGGCCGCCACUGCUGGAUACGAGAAGAAAAUGACGACAGAAGUACCACAACCGCUUGCAAUUAUUAACGAUUUUUAACGGACUUUUAAUCUGGACGAGUGAAGUGAGACCGACAUUUUAACACCGAUGGAAAGACCUUGCAGCACUGAGAUCGGGCCGGCGGGAUGUUUUUUUACGCAAGUGGACUCUCCUCGGAACAGUGGAUUCCCUCGAUCUACACCAGUCGAAGGAACGCCUUGCGGCCUUGGCUCCUGGGGUGUUCGCGGCUGAUCGGGCGGCAAGCAGUUUUCUGGGGAAUUUGGCCCAAACAACUCCCGGACAAGUGGCAGCACGACCUGUUCGACAGCGGCUUCAGCACCACCGGCGCGGGCGCAGGGGGCGGCGUCGAGACGGGGGGCAAGCUCCUCGUGUCCAACCUCGACUUCGGGGUGUCGGACGCAGACAUUCAGGAGCUGUUUGCGGAGUUCGGGACGCUGAAGAAGGCGGCCGUGCACUACGACCGGUCGGGGCGCAGCCUGGGCACCGCGGACGUCCACUUUGAGAGGAAGGCCGACGCGCUCAAGGCCAUGAAGCAGUAUAACGGUGUUCCUCUGGAUGGAAGGCCAAUGAACAUCCAGUUGGUGACCUCGCAGAUCGACACACAGCGACGGCCUCCGAUGCAGGGGCUGAACCGCGGUGGCGGGGUGAUGAACAGGAUUCGCGGUGGAGGGUUCACGGGCAUGCAGAGACGGGGGGGUCGCGGCGGUGGCGCCAGGGGCAGAGGGCGGGGGGGCGGCGGCAGGAGCAACCCCAAGCAGCAGCUCUCAGCCGAGGAGCUGGACGCCCAGCUAGAUGCCUACAACGCGCGGAUGGAUACCACCUAAGAUGUCUGCCCCAGCUGCAUUUCCUGCUCUGGCCAGAGGGGGGCAUCCUGCACCCACCGGGGGGGAGGCGGUUUUUACACUCUCCAGUCCUCGAAUUUGUUUUAAAUUUGUGUAACAUUAUUUUAUUUCUCCUUUUAAAUGCUCUGUUUUUGUACUAUUUUUUGGAAAAAAUUGACUGGUUGUCUGACUGUAGGAUGGAGGGGAAUGGUUGUUGCUUUGCCUCUCUUUAGAUUCUUGUAAUAAACCUGCAGUAUACAUUAA
Messenger RNA from Anguilla rostrata (American eel), 1817 nucleotides. It is a transcript of the gene alyref, whose product is annotated as Aly/REF export factor. Gene Ontology annotation, cellular component: nucleus. Gene Ontology annotation, molecular function: mRNA binding. Bases 858 to 1556 code for a protein of 232 amino acids. Lineage: Eukaryota; Metazoa; Chordata; Actinopteri; Anguilliformes; Anguillidae. The record is from RefSeq and is a predicted model, not a curated record. The transcript has 6 exons. Gene Ontology annotation, biological process: mRNA export from nucleus.